Molecule: messenger RNA, 1659 nt
Organism: Cataglyphis hispanica
Lineage: Eukaryota; Metazoa; Arthropoda; Insecta; Hymenoptera; Formicidae
Gene: Snr1
Product: SWI/SNF-related matrix-associated actin-dependent regulator of chromatin subfamily B member 1
Exons: 6
Coding region: 165-1286 (373 amino acids)
Biological process (GO): regulation of transcription by RNA polymerase II; chromatin remodeling
Cellular component (GO): nucleus; nuclear chromosome
Molecular function (GO): transcription coregulator activity
Source: RefSeq, a predicted model, not a curated record
AAAAGAAAAAACAAUACGAUCUUGAUUUUCGAUAACGAAAUGCUUCUAGCCUAAAUAUAUAUCAAAAAAUAUAAACAAAUACGUGACAGAAAAUAUUUAUGAAUAUUCGUAAACGUGAAUAGGUGUGUGAAUUAUCUUUCUUCCAUCAAAACUAAACUAUCAAAAUGGCGUUACGUACCUAUGGAGACAAACCCAUAAGUUUCCAAGUAGAAGAAAAUGGAGAAUACUAUUGUAUCGGAUCGGAAGUCGGCAAUUACCUGCGUCUUUUUCGCGGAUCUUUGUAUAAACGAUAUCCUGGCAUGUUUAGAAGAUCCAUAACCAAUGACGAACGUAAGAAAUUAGUGGAGCUUGGAUUAAGCCAACAUGUUCUGGCAUCUAGCGUCUCGCUAUUGAGAGCUAGCGAGGUAGAGGAUAUUAUAGAAGGCAAUGAUGAUAAGUACAAAGCUGUGUCUGUGCAUUCAACUGAGCCACCUGCACCUAGAGAAGGUAAAUCCAAAAAGUCGAUGGCAUGGGUACCCAGUUUGCCAAACAGUUCACACCUGGAUGCAGUUCCUCAAGCCACGCCAAUAAAUCGUAACAGAGUGCACAAUAAAAAAGUUAGAACAUUUCCAUUAUGUUUCGAUGAUACAGAUCCAUCAGCAAACUUGGAAAAUGCAGCACAACAGGAAAUGCUUGUUCCGAUCCGUUUAGAUAUGGAAAUUGAAGGUCAAAAAUUAAGGGAUACUUUCACUUGGAAUAAAAAUGGUAUGUAUGUAGAAAGUCUUAUAACACCCGAACAGUUCGCCGAAGUACUAUGUGAUGAUUUAGACUUAAAUCCAUUAACGUUUGUUCCUGCAAUUGCGCAAGCAAUAAGGCAACAAAUAGAAGCAUUCCCACAGGAGACAAUUCUAGAAGAUCAAUGCGAUCAGCGAGUAAUAAUCAAGUUAAACAUACAUGUAGGCAAUACAUCUUUAGUAGAUCAAGUAGAAUGGGAUAUGUCUGAGAAAGAGAACAAUCCGGAGAAAUUUGCGAUGAAACUUUGCGCGGAACUCGGUCUUGGCGGAGAAUUUGUCACUGCCAUUGCUUACAGUGUACGCGGGCAGUUGUCGUGGCAUCAGAGAACAUACGCAUUUUCCGAAGCGCCACUUCCAACCGUGGAAGUCCCUUUUAGACCUCCGUCAGAGGCCGAUCAAUGGGCACCAUUCCUGGAAACUUUAACGGAUGCGGAGAUGGAGAAGAAGAUACGCGAUCAGGAUCGAAAUACUCGGCGUAUGCGACGUUUAGCAAACACGACACCUGGCUGGUAAGCCACAUUUAGAAAAAGAAUCCCAAUACAAUCCACAUUUUUUAAUGAAUACUAUUUCAAUUUCUAGUAUAUAUCUCUUGAUAUUUAUAGUGUUAGAAUAAGAGUAACAAUAUAAUUUUUAUUUCAACACCAUUUGCAUCAUAGAAUAUAAAAUAUAUAUAAUAUAGAAACAAUUAUUUGAAAGAAUAAUGGAUGCACAGUUGCAGAAAUACAACAGUAUAAUCAAUGGUGUUUAUGUAUGUAUGCUGCUCAUGGAAUUUACCCUUUAUAUAAAAUGUAAAUCUAAUAGGCUAUCUCUCUAAAUUUUUUAAAUUAAUUUUGGAGUCUAUUUUUCAUGUAUAUUUAUUUGUAUAAAAAAAUCUGAUUUCUUGUUU